CGACCCGUUUACCCAUUUUCAGCUAAGUUCAGCUAUCUUCCUCGAAAACCCAGCUGAAAAAAACCAAAAAAAGAACCAAUUUUCUUCUUUCUGACCCGACCCGUUUACCCAUUUUCAGCCAUGGUUCGCCAUCAAGAACUCACCUGAAAACCCCAAAAAUCCCAUUUUUCCUCCGACCCAUUUACCUAUUUCACCAAUAAACCCGACCCGUUUACCCAUUUUCCUCCACGUUAACCCAUCUUACACUACUUCAAGAACCCAUCUGAAACUCAAAAUUCCCAACUUUUACCUCCAACCCAUUUCCCCAUUUCACAAAUAAACCCGACCCAUUUACCCAUUUUAUCGACCCGACCCGUUUUCAUCAACAUGUACAAGAACCAGUUACAAGAAUUAGCACAAAGGAGUUGUUUCAAUUUACCUUCUUACAUAUGCAUCCGAGAAGGUCCCGACCACGCGCCGAGGUUUAAAGCCGUCGUUAACUUUAACGGCGAGAAUUUCGAAAGCCCGAAUUACUGUUCAACACUCCGUCAAGCUGAACAUGCUGCUGCUGAAGUUGCACUUAACGCUUUAUCUAAUCGUGGACCUUCUCAUUCUCUUGCUGCUCGUAUACUCGAUGAAACGGGUGUCUAUAAAAAUCUCUUACAGGAGAUAGCGCAAAGAGUCGGAGCUCCUUUGCCUCAGUACACAACGUAUAGGUCGGGACUUGGACACCAACCUGUCUUUACCGGAACAGUAGAAUUGGCUGCAAUCACGUUUACUGGUGAACCUGCCAAGAACAAAAAACAAGCUGAGAAGAACGCUGCAUUGGCAGCUUGGUCGUCGUUGAAACAAUUGGCACAGCAAGAUGCAAGUUUAUCAUCUGAACCGGAGAACAACGAUGAGCAGGAACAGAUCAAAAUAGCAAGAGCUUUACUGAACUACCGUUUGAAGGAAAAGUUAGAAAUGGCCAAAUUUGGCAAUGUGUCGAUACCCUUCCAGAAGAAGUUCCCUAUUCCAUCUCCUCGACCAUCAAGUCCACAGCGUCCUGCAGCUACGACAUCCAAAAUCCUCCCCUUAAUCUGCCCGAAACCAGUUAGUCGUUACAGAUCGUCCUCCAUGACAUCACAGCCUCAGCCUCAGCCUCAGCCACAGUCACAGGCGUCAUCGUCAGAAGGCCACACAGUUUGCACCCCAAAAUCUCCUGCUCCCGGGGCAGCUCCAUAUAUGCCUGUUAGACAGUAUAAUAGGACACCAUACCGUGGUAUUGCUCCGCCCGUUACAAUAAGAACAGCAGUGCCAGUUUUCUCUGCACCACCUCGUCCACAACCUACCGGAUGCCCCGCUCAAAUGUUGCUGGCCAGACCAGUUCGAGUUGCACCACCUGUCUGUAUUAGGCAAGCUAUCCCAGUAUUUGCCGCUCCACCAGUUAAAAAGGAAGCUGCGGCACAUGCUGCUGCUACCCCAAGCAGGCCAUUAGCACUGCCCGAGGAAACUGUGGCACGAGCUACAACUGCGCCAAGUAGGCCAUUAGCUCAGCCCGAGGAAACUGGGAACAAUGCUGGCACCGAGGUUGAUGAAUCAACGGCGAUGAAGUGCUUGGAAGAGCUCAGUUUAUGACAGUCUAUGUCAGAACAUUUUUGUUGUCUACUUUUAGUGCUUGGUGCUUGAACAAACAACAGAAAAUGAUAGUGACUGGGACAUAGUUAAUAUAUUGAUAUCUAUGUUUAACAUUUCUAUAUCUACUAGUAUAAUUUUUGUUUUUGUUUGA
This is a messenger RNA of Capsicum annuum, 1747 nucleotides long. RefSeq names its product double-stranded RNA-binding protein 2. The record is from RefSeq and is a predicted model, not a curated record. Gene Ontology annotation, molecular function: double-stranded RNA binding. Lineage: Eukaryota; Viridiplantae; Streptophyta; Magnoliopsida; Solanales; Solanaceae.